This is a messenger RNA of Labrus bergylta (ballan wrasse), 4693 nucleotides long. Lineage: Eukaryota; Metazoa; Chordata; Actinopteri; Labriformes; Labridae. The record is from RefSeq and is a predicted model, not a curated record.
GUGGCGUGAAGAGGCGCUGUGUGUGUCACAGGCGGAGAGGGUCCUCACACAUCACGCACGACGUUAGGAGUUUCCUCACUUCCACAGAGAAAACGCCCCUCUCUGCUCUCUUCUCCUCCAGCUCUUUUCCGACCGUAACCAUCCCUGCCGGCUGGUGCCUGUCUGCUGUCCCCGCCUGCAGGACUGCAUCUCCCGCGGCAGAGCGAACGAGCUCCGGGGCGGCGGCGGCGGCUGCGAUCUCAAUGAUCAGAACCAGGACUGAAGCUUGACAUCCGACCUGACAGGACAGGACUGCAAUCCAUUUCUAUGACAACAGAGAAGGCUUUGGCUGAGGAGAUGAAGAGCGCAAUGGAGGGUGACGCCAGGAGAACCAAUCAGGUUCCAGAGGACCAUGGAGAUGCGGAUGAUAGCUCAGAAAAGACUCCCAGCAAAGCCUCCAAAUCCCCCCAGAAAACCAACAAGAGGCCAAAGACCGUCCCUGUCAAAAUCACCCUGCUUGACGGCUCAGACUACGAGGUUGCAGUUGAGAAAUUUGCCAAGGGCCAGACACUGCUGGACAUGGUGUGUGGCCAUCUGAACCUGCUGGAGAGGGACUACUUUGGCUUGUGUUUCCAGGACACGGAUAUCUCCAAGAAUUGGUUGGAUCCCUCCAAAGAGAUCAAGAAGCAGAUUCGGGUUGGUUCCUGGAUCUUUGGAUUUUCUGUCAAGUUCUACCCUCCAGACCCGUCUGUGCUCAUUGAAGACAUUACCAGGUACUAUCUGUGUUUGCAGCUGAGGGACGACAUCCUGUCUGGUCGCCUGCCCUGCUCGUUCGUCACCCACGCCCUUCUCGGCUCCUACACCGUCCAGGCAGAGCUGGGAGACUACGAGCCAGAGGACCAUGGCCCCGACUAUGUCAGCGACUUCCGCUUUGCUCCAAACCAGACGCGAGAGCUUGAGGAGAGAGUGAUGGAGCUGCACCAUAACUACAGGGGGAUGAGUCCAGCAGAUGCAGAGGUGAACUUCCUAGAAAAUGCAAAGAAACUCUCAAUGUAUGGCGUGGACUUGCAUCAUGCUAAGGAUUCAGAAGGAAUCGACAUCAUGCUCGGUGUGAGCGCCAACGGUUUGCUCAUCUACCGAGACCGACUGAGAAUCAACCGCUUCGCCUGGCCAAAAAUCCUCAAGAUCUCCUACAAGAGGAGCAACUUCUAUAUCAAGAUCCGCCCGGGAGAGUAUGAACAGUUUGAAAGCACCAUAGGCUUCAAGCUGCCAAACCACCGGGCCUCAAAGCGAUUGUGGAAGGUCUGCAUUGAACACCACACCUUUUUCAGGUUGGUUUCCCCAGAGCCGCCUCCCAAGGGGUUCCUGGUGAUUGGCUCCAAGUUCCGCUACAGCGGGCGGACCCAAGCUCAAACCAGACAGGCCAGCGCUCUGAUUGACAGGCCCGCACCACAGUUUGAACGGUCUGUUAGCAAGAGGUACUUGCUGCCGAGAAGCAUUGAUGGAGCCUCUGCUCUCGGGGACAGUAUGGACCAGCUGUCCCAGAGAAGCUCCAGUGAACGAACGCAGUUCAUGUCUCGAGAAGACCUGGACCAAGAAGGCAGCCUUGACCUGGACCACGAUCAGUACCACUAUCAGGACCAAGACCAGGACCAGUACACAGAUCAGGAGCUGGAGCUGAAUGAUGGUCAGGAACUGGAACCAAUUCAGAAACCUCCUCGGGGGGGCAACAUCCAAACACCAACCAAGACAUUGGAGCUGAAGCAGGCUGAGGAGGCAGGCUCGCCUGUAGAAUCAAAACCAGAGGAUUGGGCCACCCCUCGGCCCAAACAGGAGCAGUUCCUGGAUAAGCCUGAAGAUGUUCUGCAAAAGCACCAGGCCAGCAUCAAUGAGCUGAAGAGAGCUCUGAGGCAGCCUAACAGCAAGAUGGCCCAGAGGGAGAAACGCCUCUCCUCCAAUACUCCUCCAGGAGGAACCCCCGAACGGAAACCAGAGACACCUCCAACACCUGCUAUUCACGAGGAGCCUCUUGAUGAAGCUUCAAGGGAACCAUGGGAGAGACGCCUGGGCUCCCUCUCAGAGGAUGACCAGGACCAUGACAUCCUGUACCUGAAGGAAACCCACCUGGGCAUCGAGCGCAAAUGUUCCAGCAUCACUGUCAGCUCGACGUCCAGCCUUGAGGCAGAAGUGGAUUUCACCGUCCUCACAGACCUGCACACAGGCAUGGAGGAGUUCUCCAGGGGAAUGUCAGAGCUGGGAGACAGAGAUCUUUCGCCUGACGUGGGUCUGUGCUUUGGCAUAGACUAUCUCCAGCAGCAGCAGGGUCCAUGUGAGCCUCCUCCUCCACUAGUGUCAGCUCCUCUGUCCAGAGGAGCCAGCAGCAGCCCUCCAGCCAAACUUAUCCAGGCUGAAGAAGUCCGACAGGAGGUCAAACGGCCAGAUGUGCAGCCGGUUGUUCCUAAAAAACCAAAGAGGUCAGUUCCAGUGUCUUCGUCAGUGGACAGAGAGCAGACACACAGGGAAGCUGGUCGCAUCUCUGCUGCCACACCGCUGAGCAGGGAGGCCAGUGAUGUCAUGCCCACGCCGGCAGUAAGAAAGACGGACGUCAGGACGGAGACUCAGCCCAAUGGGUCAGAGGUCACGACAACCAUUGUGGAGUUCGCAGAUCAGGAUCAUGGUAUCACUAGCCUGAGUGAAGUUUCUUACUCUACAAGAAAGAGUGUUUCCCCUGUGCACAUGAGCAGUUUUGGUAGAGAGGCGUCCGGGUCGCCAAUCCUUGUAGCUGAAAAUGUUACCUCGGCAACCACUCACGUCACAAAGACGGUGAAAGGAGGCUAUUCGGAGACCAGGAUCGAGAAGAGGAUCAUAAUCACAGGAGACGACGAUGUAGACCAGGAACAGGCUCUGGCUAUUGCAAUACAGGAAGCCAAGCAGCAGCAUCCUGACAUGCAGGUGACCAAAGCAGUGGUUGUCAGGGAAACAGAAUCAUCCACAGAGGAUCGACACGGUGCAUCAGAGUCAUGAUUUCCUGAGAUCAGAGCACCCCCCUGUGGACCAGACUUGUCAGUGCUGAUGUGAAAUUGCCUCCCAUCAUCCCUCCUGACAGACUCGUGACUGUGGCACUCAAAUGGAGCCUUUUGUUCAUAUUCACACAAAUACACACACAUGGCUGAAUAGGGAAUCCUGUGAAAUUCUAGGUUUCUUUUUUGUUUUUAUUCAACAAUUUCACUUUAAAAUGAUUCAUGUGCAGCAGGUGGUCAUGGAGGUAAAAGAUGAGCCUUGAUUAUAUGGAGUGUAUGCCACCAGAAAUCUGAACAUCUGGAACAAGUAUAAACAUGAUCCCCUGAAAGCCUCUCAUUUCUCACCUUCUCUAUUCAAACAAAUUGCUUUAGUUUCUCUACAAGGUAAAAGGGAAAAAAUGCAGAGUGGGUUCUUCUUUGGAUAAUCUGUCUACUCAUUCACACUAAAAUAAUCCGAGGUCAGGAAUAUUUUGAAAAAAAAAAGGUCCUGCACACAGUCUUCUAUGUGUGUGUCGUGCUCUUCUGAAUAAUAAGAAUUCAUCAGCCACCUGAUGAAAAACCUGUGUGUGUGUGUCUUACCAGUAAUAAGUAAAAGAAAAUCCACUACAUGUAGUUCCAGUACUGUGCAAGCCUUCUGUGAAGCAGAAUGCAAUGAGCUCUCUUGCAUUAGCAGCCGAAUGAACAACUGAGCUUUGUCCUGCCCCCCUCUCUCUCUGACUGAUGAUGAUGCAGUGAGGAGAAGGGAUCAUUUAAGCAACGAGGUCCUCUGGUGGUGUUUCUUCAUAUUUUUUUUUUUUAUUAACGGCCAAAGUAGGAGCUCCUCUGAUCUCUAUACUUCCCUCUAUCUGUCUAAGGAUUUUACCUCUUUCAAUCGUAUUUUAUCAAUGAUGCGGUGUGUGAGUGCAGCAUGAAUGGAAGGACAUGACCAGAGUUAAUGUAUCAUGAUGGACUGUGAUAGGAUUUUUUGAGAAUUUGUGUCAGGACUGAGGAGUUUUUUUUUUAGUUUUUUUUUUAAUACACACAGUGUACCUGUUGUAUUUAUCCAAAUGGUGGAGAUGUAGUUUCUGAGCAUGCUGAUGCUUCAGAAUGAUCGCUGUUUAUUUUCUCUCCUUUUUGCAGCCUUUUAGAAAAUGCUUUCAGAACUCUGCUGGAUAUGAAACCACUUUGGCUAUCUUGUGUAGUAACUACUUCAAAGAGGAGGCUCCCCCCCUUGUGCGAGUCACAAAAUUGGCUGCUGCAUCAUUAAAAGUAGUAUUUGAGAUAAUGUUUGCAUGAUAAGUUCUGGCAUUAUUGGAUUGUAAUUGAGUUUGACGAUGAAACACUAAGAUGUAAAGGCCGAAUUGAUUGCGAUCUGCUGAAUCAGAGCUGACAUGUACAAAAAGGAAAUUAGGCUUUCUGACAGGAAAUGAAGAAUAUUCUUUACAAGAAGUGGGAAUUAUGAUGCACAUAAUUAAGAGUAAACAAUCCUGACAUCCAAAGACAGCAUAGAGGCUACAGUUUCUUCCGUCAGCUACAUCCUUGAACAGUUACUGGUGAAGUUUAAUAUGUCUUUAUUCUACAUAUCAGUGCUUUUAAAUUAAUUUCCCCACCAGGAAAUCUCUCAUGCCUACAUUCAGUAUCUGUACCAACAUUCAACGAAUCUUCUUCAUGUUUCAAAAUGGCCUACAGAAAUGGUUUUAUGUAUCAAAAAAAAA